AUGCUUCUUCUCCGACUCGUUGUCCUCGGUCACCGCCGAGGGGACGUCCUCCGGCGGCUUCUCUUUCUGAUUCCGGCCAUCCUCCCAUCAACUUUUAUAUUUGCACUUGAGUCAGUUUCUCUCAAACAAAACCCCUACGACUUCCCUAUGGACCUAGAGACACUAGCAUCCCAUCUAGAAGCUUCGAGAACACUCGGAGGCCGUGGCCGGCUCGCCGUCACCGGAACCUUAGACGCAACCCUCCGCGGCCUCUCCCCCUCCUCUCCUCUCCUGCUUCCCCACCUUCGACUCCUCCGAAACCUCUGCGCCGGCGAACCCGCAAACCAGGACGCCUUCCUUCGAUUCGACGGCCCCGACCGGAUCUUGCCCAUCGUCCUUUCAUCUCCUCCGGACGGCGUUCGGGUCGGGCUGCAAGUGCUUUGUAACGUCGCGUUGGCCGGCGAGGAGCACCGAGCCAAGGUCUGGGCACGGCUUUUCCCGGUGGGGUUCCUGGAGCUUGCUCGGAUCUGUGAUCGAGGGAUUUUGGAUCCCCUUUGUAUGCUAUUGGACACUUGCUGCUCAGCCGAUGGUGGCAGGAGGAGACUGGGAGAGCUAUGCGAGGAUGAGAAGGGGCUUCCCAUACUCAUCGAGAUCAUCACUACGGCUUGCACAGCAAAGUUCUGUGCUUUCUCAUAUGACAUUAGUUUUACUAAGAGCAAUCUAAGUUUGACUGCAGUUGGAUAUCAAGAAGAGUGGCUGGAAUGGCUUCUUUCUAAAGUUUGCAUUGAGGAACAAUAUUUCUUUAUGUUGUUCCAAAAGCUUGGCCAGUUUAGUGAUUCCAAUAGCUGCAAUGACAUCAGAGAUGAACACACUGUAUUUUCCGGAGAACAAGCAUUUCUUUUGCGCCUUAUGUCAAAUUGCUUGAGUGAGAGGCCAAAUGACUUCACAAUAUCAGACAGUUUCGCUCUUAGUGUUUUAAGAGUUCUGAAGGAAGCUUCUUGUGCUGUGAAUUUUAAUCACCGAGGAAACUCUCCUCUACCAACAGGUUCUCCAGCAAUUGAUGUUCUUGGAUAUGCACUUAAUAUUUUGAGAGAUAUAUGUGCAUCAGAUGAUCCUCUAUCGGCGCCAAAAGCUUCCGUUGAUUCAUUGAUCUCUUCGGGGUUGCUACAGCUUCUCUUAUGCUUUCUUUCUGAACUUGAACCUCCGUCUACCAUAAAAAAAUCAAUGGCUAAUGGAACCAGCCAGAUGCCCACCAUGGCUGAUGCAUUGAAGGUCUGCCCUUAUAAAGGUUUCCGAAGGGAUGUUGUUUCUGUGAUAAGCAACUGUUUGUACAGAAGGAAACAAGUUCAAGAUGAGAUCAGGCGGAAGAAUGGCAUUCCGUUGUUGUUACAGCAGUGUGUCGUUGAUGAAGACAAUCCAUUCUUGAGAGAGUGGGGACUAAUGGCAGUAAGGAAUCUACUGGAAGGAAAUACAGAAAAUCAGCGUGAAGUAGCUCAACUUGAGCUUCAGGGAACUGUUAACACAACCGAAAUUGCUGAAUUAGGGCUAAGGGUGGAGGCGAUAGGAGCUGUUGUUGGAGCCUGA
Dioscorea cayenensis subsp. rotundata (Guinea yam) is the source of this 1563-nucleotide messenger RNA. Its product is annotated as ataxin-10-like. Gene Ontology annotation, cellular component: cytosol. Lineage: Eukaryota; Viridiplantae; Streptophyta; Magnoliopsida; Dioscoreales; Dioscoreaceae. Bases 1 to 1563 code for a protein of 520 amino acids. The record is from RefSeq and is a predicted model, not a curated record. The transcript has 3 exons.